Messenger RNA from Cinclus cinclus, 1792 nucleotides. It is a transcript of the gene MAPKAPK3, whose product is annotated as MAPK activated protein kinase 3. Gene Ontology annotation, molecular function: calcium-dependent protein serine/threonine kinase activity; mitogen-activated protein kinase binding; ATP binding. The transcript is spliced from 10 exons. The record is from RefSeq and is a predicted model, not a curated record. Gene Ontology annotation, biological process: response to cytokine; toll-like receptor signaling pathway; protein autophosphorylation. Gene Ontology annotation, cellular component: cytoplasm; nucleus. Bases 1 to 1161 code for a protein of 386 amino acids. Lineage: Eukaryota; Metazoa; Chordata; Aves; Passeriformes; Cinclidae.
AUGGAACAAAGUGAAGGUGAACAGGAAUCCCAGGCAGAGAGUCACGUGGAGAGCAAGAGCAGCGUGAAAUCCUUGCCUGGAGGAACAGCCCAUGUCAAACUAGAGAUAAAAAAACAUGCAGUUACAGACGACUACAAACUCUCCAAACGCGUGCUAGGGUUAGGAAUCAAUGGCAAAGUACUGGAGUGUUUCAACAAGGAAACAGGCCAGAAAUGUGCUUUGAAGCUCCUGUAUGACAACCCCAAAGCCCGUCAGGAAGUCGAGUAUCACUGGCGAGCCUCAGGGUGCCCUUACAUUGUCCAUGUCCUGGAUGUGUAUGAGAAUAUCCAUCAUGGAAAGAGAUGCCUGCUCAUUGUCAUGGAAUGUAUGGAGGGAGGAGAGCUGUUUAGCAGGAUCCAGGAGAGAGGAGACCAAGCUUUCACUGAGAGAGAGGCCUCUGAAAUAAUGAGGGACAUUGGGACAGCCAUCCAGUACCUGCACUCCAUGAACAUUGCACACAGAGACGUCAAGCCUGAGAACCUGCUUUACACAUCUAAAGACAAAGAGACCGUGCUCAAACUCACAGACUUCGGCUUUGCCAAAGAAACCACUGUGAACGCUCUGCAGACCCCCUGUUACACUCCUUACUAUGUGGCCCCAGAAGUCCUUGGUCCUGAGAAGUAUGACAAAUCAUGUGACAUGUGGUCAUUGGGUGUCAUCACUUAUAUUCUUCUGUGUGGGUUCCCUCCAUUCUACUCAAACACCGGUCAAGCCAUUUCUCCUGGGAUGAAGAGAAGAAUUCGGAUGGGGCAAUAUGGAUUUCCCAAUCCAGAGUGGGCUGAAGUGUCAGAGGAAGCCAAACAACUCAUUCGCCAUUUACUGAAGACUGACCCAACAGAGAGGAUGACAAUCUCUCAGUUUAUGAAUCACCCUUGGAUUAAUAGAUCAAUGUCAGUGCCACCAACUCCUCUUCACACUGCACGGGUCCUGCAAGAGGAUAAAGACCACUGGGAUGAAGUUAAAGAGGAGAUGACCAGUGCUCUGGCUACCAUGAGGGUGGACUAUGAUCAGGUGAAAAUCAAAGACUUGAAGACGUCCAACAACCGCCUCCUGAACAAGCGCCGCAAGAAGCAGAAGCAGGCAGGAGCCUCCUCUGCAGCCCUGGGCUGCAACAACCAGUGAGGCCAGAAGCCAAGGACCUGUGGGUGGAGGGUAAAAGUUAAAGAGAGCAAUUUAAAAUCAAAUUAUCACCUCAGUCCACACCACAAAGGCAGUGAGACACUGACUAUGAUAUCCUGCUAAGAGGGAACAGUGUGGUAACGUGUUGAUAACUUGAAUCAGGGCUUUGCUUUUGAAGACUAAUGGAUCUGACAUGAUUCUGUUGUGUAUUGCCAGGGAAGGUACAGUAAUGCCAGAAAUGUUACAGGUUCUUAGUUUGGCUCUAACUGUGUUGGACAAGAGGAGAGAACAGGAGACAGUCUCAGCAUACUAAUGCACUGAAGCUUUAACAGCCAUCUACAAGAGUAACUUCUGCUGCUGUUUAAAACUAGGAAAUAGAAAAGUGCCAAGUGUUCUGCUAAGAGUAUUUUAGUAGUUCAGUAGAAUUGGUAAUAGUCUGUAUUUCCAAACUUACCUCCUAUAGUUACAGAAUAUCACCUAACCUGUAAACAGUUACUCUUGUUAAGCAUCCAUAAGCAUCCAUACAUUUCCAUUUCCAUAAAGUCUUUGUGUAGUCUCAUGCAAAGAUCUGAGUUUGUCGUGGAUUCCCAUUUGAUAACAUGUAAAUUUUCUGAGCUGUAGCCACUGUGUUGUA